UUUUAAUGCGUUGUUUUGUCGGAGAUAACUUUGCCACUUGUUUUAGGUCGUCAGUAAUACUUUUUUUCCCUCCCCAUUCUACGGUGCUUUAAAAACGCGUGUUUUAGUGGGAGGUCGAAGUUUCGUUUUUCUCUCUGCAGCUCAAUACCUUCAUAAUGGUGGACUUUUAAAUCACUGGGGAGCCGCGAGUGUGCUUUACACUGAAGGCAUCAUAGAUUUCUGCUAGAAUAAUUUGCUUCUGAGUCUAGAUGAGACAGGGUGUGUGAGCGAGAGAGAAGCCCGGCUGCGGCGUGAGCAGCAAUGGGUGAGAUCGAGGGCACAUACCGGGCACUACAGACUCCAGGCACACGCCUGGGCUCUCAGUUCCACCCCGGAAUCAGCACGCUGGAACCUGGGCAGAGCCUGAACUCGUCCGGGACAGGGCGCAAUGGCAAGUUCCUGCAGAUCCGUGUUCAGGGCCUGGACGAUGCUCAGGAGUUCUACGAGGUUGAGGCUAAAGCAGAUGGACAGACCCUUCUUAAUGACGUGUAUCGCAGGAUAAAUCUCAUCGAGAGCGAUUACUUUGGUCUGGAGUUCCAGAAUGUGCAGAUGAACUGGGUUUGGCUGGAGCCCACCAAGCUCAUAGUGAAACAAGUGCGACGACCAAUGAACACACUCUUUCGUUUGUCAGUGAAGUUCUUCCCACCCGAUCCUGGCCAGCUUCAGGAGGAAUUCAGCAGGUACCUGUUCUCCCUGCAGAUGAAGCGAGAUCUGAUGGAAGGCCGACUGAACUGCACAGAAAACACUUCAGCUCUGCUGGCCUCUCACCUUGUCCAAUCUGAGAUUGGAGACCAUGAUGAUAUUUCAGACAGGGAGUAUCUGAAGCACACUAAGCUGCUGCCGUAUCAGGAGCACUUGCAGGAGAAGAUCAUCGAGUUCCAUCGCAGACAUGUGGGUCAGACGCCUGCGGAGUCCGAUUUCCAAGUGCUGGAGAUUGCCCGUAAGUUGGAGAUGUACGGUGUGCGUUUCCACCCUGCAGCUGACCGUGAAGGCACCAAGAUCAACCUAUCAGUGGCCCACAUGGGCCUGCAUGUCUUCCAGGGUAACACCAAGAUCAACACAUUCAACUGGUCCAAGAUUCGCAAACUGAGCUUCAAAAGGAAGAGAUUUCUGAUCAAGCUGCACCCCGAGGCCCAUGGUCCUCAUCAGGACACUCUGGAGUUCCUGAUGGCUAGCCGUGAUCAAUGCAAAAUCUUCUGGAAGAGCUGUGUGGAGCACCAUGCCUUCUUCCGUCUGUUCGAUCAACCACAACCCAAAACCAAAGCAAUUCUGUUUAGCAGGGGAUCCUCCUUCAGAUAUAGUGGGAGAACUCAGAAGCAGCUGGUGCAAUAUGUUAGGGACAGUGGUGUGAAAAGAACACCCUACCAAAGGAGAAACAGCAGUAAGAUCCGGAUGUCAACUCGCUCCUUAGCCACUGAUUUACCUAAGCAGAGCCUGUCCUUCAACGACAGCCUUAAGAUAUGCAGUUCUUCUCCAUCUUCCACUGUUUCCUUCCACAAGGAAGCCUUCCUUCCGUCUCUGCACUCUUCCAUCUCUCCUGUACGAAUGGAUAACAAUAGCAAGCCUCAAAUCCUGCAGAUUCAGCACAUCUCAUCUCUUCAGCAGCCUGUGAGACCACCUAGCCCCGUGAAGGAGGAGCCUGCAAAGAUACACCCUCCAUCUAACUCAGCCUUCCCAGGUCCCAUAAUGGACAGCCCCCAGCUGUCUCCCUUUGGGUCUAAGUGUCCCCUGAGUAUGUCCACGUCCUUCCAGAUGUCCACGCUCAGCCUGCCCAGCCAGGCACCCUCGAGUCCUCUUCUCAGCGAGGGGGGCAGCUCCAGGAUGGAGGAGGAGGAGGAGCUUAGGAGGAAGAGAUAUCCCACUGAUAAAGCCUACUUUAUUGCCAAAGAGAUUCUGAUGACUGAGAGGACAUACCUGAAGGACCUGGAGGUUAUCACAGUGUGGUUCCGCAGUGCAGUGAUUAAAGAGAAUGCCAUGCCUGAAGGCCUGAUGACUCUCCUUUUCUCCAACAUUGACCCCAUCUACGAGUUCCAUCGAGGCUUUCUCAAAGAAAUCGACCAGAGGCUGGCUCUCUGGGAGGGGCGCUCUAAUGCUCAUGUGAAGGGAGAUUACCAGAGGAUUGGCGAUGUCAUGCUGAAGAACAUGUGUGCCCUGAAGGAGUUUACCAGCUUCCUACAGAAGCACGAUGAGGUACUGACUGAGCUGGAGAAGGCAACAAAGCGUGUAAAGAAGCUGGAAACGGUCUAUAAAGAGUUUGAACUGCAGAAGGUGUGUUAUCUGCCCCUCAACACCUUCCUCCUCAAGCCCAUCCAGAGGCUCAUGCACUAUAAGCUGAUCCUUGAACGCCUGUGCAAACACUACUCCCCCGAGCACAGAGACCACCACGACUGCAAAGAGGCCCUAAAGGAGGUGACAGAGAUAACAGCUCAGCUACAGAGUAGCCUCAUUCGACUAGAGAACUUCCAGAAACUGACGGAACUGCAGCGGGACCUGAUUGGCAUUGAGAACCUCACAGCACCUGGCAGGGAGUUCAUCAGGGAAGGAUGUCUUUACAAGCUUACAAAGAAAGGUCUGCAGCAAAGGAUGUUCUUCCUGUUUUCAGACAUGCUCCUUUACACAAGCAAAGGCGUCACAGCCACAAACCAAUUUAAAGUUCAUGGCCAGCUUCCCCUCCAUGGGAUGCUUGUGGAGGAGAAUGAGAAUGAUUGGUCAUACCCUAACUGUUUCACCAUCUACUCAGCCCAGAGGACCGUCGUCGUGACUGCCAGCUGUAAAGUAGAGAUGACUAAGUGGAUCGAGGACCUGAACAUGGCGAUCGAUAUUGCGAAGAAGUCACAGGAGAAAUCGGAUGUAUUUCUCGACCCAAGUCUGUGUGAUCGCUCCAACAGGUCAUCUGAUGAGGUGUCAUUGGAGCAGGAGUCUGAGGACGAUGUGAACUCGUCCCGCUGCUCUCUGGACAAACAGAGCCACCAUCGCGCCAACACCACCAUGCACGUGUGCUGGCACCGCAACACCAGUGUCUCCAUGUCUGACCACAGCCUAGCCGUGGAGAACCAGCUGUCUGGCUACCUGCUGAGGAAGUUUAAGAACAGUAAUGGCUGGCAGAAAUUGUGGGUGGUCUUCACCAACUUCUGUUUGUUCUUCUACAAGACACACCAGGAUGACUUCCCUCUGGCUAGCCUGCCUCUGCUGGGUUACACGGUCAGCACACCCGGGGAAUCAGACAGCAUUCAUAAAGAUUAUGUCUUUAAGCUGCAGUUCAAGUCCCAUGUUUAUUUCUUCAGGGCUGAAAGCGAAUAUACCUUUGAAAGGUGGAUGGAGGUGAUAAAGAGUGCAGCGAGUGCUGCUGGCAGGGCGAGUCUGCUGAUCCCUAAAGGCCCUGAAGAGAUGAAUGGGAACUGAAGCUUGAAAGUGAGGCUGGUUGUCCUCCUGGAGCUCGGGGCUGGGCCCUGCACACUGCCAUGAGUCUAUACUAUUAUUUUAUUUAAUCCUCUCUGUUUCGUGGCUCCUAGUGCCAUUAUCUUCAUCAUUGCUUCUGAAUGGAAACGGAAGAAGUCGGGGGCCGUCUAAUAACUCGACUCUUUCUAGUUUCUUCAUCUCUGACAUGUGGGCUACGACCCCUUCACAAGUCAUGCCAAGUUCAGCAGUUUUCCAGAAGAGUAAUAUGACCAUAAAUGGCUAUUAUGUUCUAUUUUGGUUCAUGUGGUCCUUCUACAAUUUCAGCGGUCACAUUUCUAAAAUCUCCAGUUCUUCAUCUCAAAACUGGCAGCUCGUCCUGAGCUGCCAAACGUAUUGUCUCCAGCCCAUUAGGAUUUCCUGAAUGGGUUUCAAUGUCAUUAAAAGCUCAUUUUGUGUAAUCUCGAUCUCAAACGUUCAUAUUCACGGGAGCACAGUUACGGAAUGUUGCCGAACGGAGUAAUGGACUGAAUCAGGUCUGGAUGGUAGAGUAAGUGAAAAGAGUGAAGAAAGAAGUCUGCGGAACCACAGUGGUGUGGACCAGAGGAUAUGGCAGCACUCGGGAGACGGAGUGGUUUGGAGAACGGUCGUCAUCCUCCGUAAAUAGUUGUUAAAAAAAAAAAAAAAAAAAGGACAAGGGAUGGUAUUGAAUUAAGGGCACUGGAAUUAAUGAGUGACAGAAUAAUAGGUGAUCUGGUGUGGACACAAGUGAGUAGAGUCUGUAGUGAGUUUGUGCUCCUGUUCAGUUCCACAGUAAGACUUUAGUGACCUUAUUGUUCUUACCCUUUAUUAAAAUGCCUGGUUAAUUAACAGUUAUAUGUGGAACCGCUUCGACUUAUGUAAAUGUAAGAAAUAUUGAGAUAUAUUGAAAAGGCUCGUUCAGAGAAUAUUUAACAGUUUUGUUACUGACGAUGCAUUUAUGCACACUUCUCAUCUCUAAAUUUUAUUUUAUUUUAUUUCAUUUCUUUCUGGAGAUCCACAAGAGGGAGUCAGCACCUCGAGUAUGCAUCCAGUCUUAAUCCUGGUGCUCACUAACACAAAAGCUAACUAGUCUUUCUGGUCAGGAUAGUUAACAUCAGUUUCUAUUAAACAUGCGGCUCUGCUGAAUUCUCCUCUUCUCCUGCACACUAAUUGUGAAUAAGGGAAUAUGGGCCAUGUGGGUAACUGGUCUCAUUAAAGUUACGAUUCACAUGCUUAAACCAAAAAAAAGGUCAGUGUGAUGAAGUUUCAUCAGUUUCUUUCUUCUUUUUUUUUUUAGAUCAUAGAGAAAUGUUGAAGUACAGUUUAUGCUGUUAUCUGUAUUAUUAUUAUUAUUAUUAUUAUUAUUAAUCUUUUUUUCCGCUAUAAGGGCCAGUUCUUUUAUGUAAAUAUUUGGGUUAUCAUAUGGUGAAGAAAAGUUACUUUUAAAGGAAUAUUUCUGUGAACAGUUUUAUUUACACGGUAUUUUCCAAGUACCUAGAUGCUAUUGGUUACCCAAGACAGGUUUGGUAAUUAAACUUUGGUUCUGCAUGAACACUAUAAGGAUAUACCCUCACACGCUCACCUCGACGAACAAAAGGUUUCAGUAAAUAAAAAAAUAAGUCUGUGAAGAAAUUAAUUUCAUGUAAUGCAAACCUCUUCUCGAGUCUGAUGCUUGUGUGGAGUGACAUCAAAUUGUGCUGAGGAGGACAGUGAUUCUGGCUUCAGUGUGGCUGCUACUACUGUUUUUUUUUUGCUAUGUGAAUUACUUCUGUUCUAUUUUUAAUACAUUACUAUGUGCCAUAUAGUCAGAAACCACAUCAAAUAAAAGCUAUAAGUGCGAAACUGAAGCAAAUAUCAGACACCAAACACUUCUUGGCUGAUCAACUGUAUUGGUAUAUGGAUAAACCUGUGUACAUUUAAUUUUCACCUGAAGUAAACCUUUAAGAGUUUUGAAACUGCUAUGUUAUGUUUACUCAUAAGGGCUGAGAUUAACUGUAAAUGAAUCCGAUCUUAUUUGGGAGAUUUGAUCUAUUA
Molecule: messenger RNA, 5490 nt
Organism: Hemibagrus wyckioides
Lineage: Eukaryota; Metazoa; Chordata; Actinopteri; Siluriformes; Bagridae
Gene: farp2
Product: FERM, RhoGEF and pleckstrin domain protein 2
Exons: 27
Coding region: 301-3441 (1046 amino acids)
Cellular component (GO): cytoskeleton
Molecular function (GO): cytoskeletal protein binding; guanyl-nucleotide exchange factor activity
Source: RefSeq, a predicted model, not a curated record